CCUCACAAGUCAAACACAGCUUGUCCAAUGGCUCUCACACUGAUACACAAUUGCGCGAUUAUCCUCGAAUCAUGGACAUUGCAACUCUGAACUACGACCGUCUAGGGAAGUCUACACACAGCCUACGGCUUCUGCCUGAUUGUCUGCCUGAAACUGCGGCGCUAUGGCAGGCUCCAGCCUUCAACAUGCCCGGAUAUACAGCUGAUGCAGGGCAAUAGCUACCUAUGAGUCAUCGUUCAAUCGCUCGAAAAUAGGUACAAGGCUUCCAAUCCAGUCACUGUUCAUCGUUUCUACUCCUACAUCCCUGUCCGCUCUUGCACGUCAGCCUGAUCCUGGUCAGCUGCUCAACAUCUGUUCCAAUACUUUUCUCUCAAAACCUCUCUUUGUUAUUUCUCUUUGCAAUACAACUUGACAUUAGCAUUCUCUCUACCCGUCAAGAUGGCUCGCACCAAAGAUACAGCCUGCACACAAGCAGUGCGCGCGCGAAAUACAGCACUACCACCACCCACCACGCGAGUCCUCCGCUCCCAAACUACCUCUCAGCCCUUGUCCCCAAACACGUCGAAAGUCACCAAACCACGUCCCCGCCGUCGCCGUCAAGACCCCUGGGCACCCAAACGCAAGCGCAGGCCAAACCCAAACCCGAAACCCCGUCCACCCCCACCAACCCAUUUCACCUGCCGCAUCUGCAUUGAAGAACGCCCUACCGCCGACUUCAUCAAAUACCUCUCUCCAAACCGCGGUUACUGGACGGCCUUUGACAUACCCGCCCCCUGCAUCGCCCACCUAACCCGGCACCCACGGCUAAAAAACGACCCGGUAUGCAAAUCCUGCAUAGGCCACAGCAUGUCGGCGCGCCUCGACACCCUGGGCGCGCGCCAAGUUGGCAUCGGGUGUCUGGAGCCCGGGUGCACCGAGCCAUGGAGCUGGGAGUUCGUGAUGCACUAUCUCCCGGGCGGGGCGGUGCUAGAGAAGUACAACCUCGCCAUGAUGCACGUGUGGAAGCAAGACACCACGCCCCAGCUCAUGACGUGCAUCGCGCCGUCAUGCGCGCAAAUCGGCCUCCCGGAUGCCCUCGCUCAGGGCUACCCCCACGUGUCGUGCCACGCGUGCAGGCUACGUCAGUGCGCUGUGUGCCUUGUGCCCUGGCAUGCGGAUCAGACGUGCGCCGAGUACGCGGCCGCGAACGUUGAUGCGCAGAUGUCUGCCCCCGAGAAGGAGACGCUGCGACUACUACAGGAGAAGGACGGCAAGCGGUGUCCGAACUGUCAGCUGGUUAUUGAGAAGGACGGCGGUUGUGACAGCAUGCUUUGCCCCGGCUGUCAGACGUUCUUCAACUGGACGACGGCUGCCAGCGUCGUCCCGGGCUCCACUAAAGCUGUCUCCGCCACCCUCUAUCCGAAUGGACCGUACGUGCGGACACCGCAGAACGGACCAGUCGUGUGUGAGAUGGAUCGGCUUGAGGGGAUCGUUCCUCCGCCCGACCUGGUGGGAGAUGUGAAGGUAUAUCAACCUAAGGAUGGUUUUAUAACCCGAUGAGCAAGACGACGAUUUUGUCGCCGCGUCGGCUGUGGAUGACCUUGUACGGGCUGGGGACGACCCAACGAUGCAUAAUUAGCGCGACGAAUAAUCUGACUUGUAACCGAUCUGUUGGAACGUACGAAGAUAAACCUCGAGUCGUAUAGCCCAGGAGUAAUAAUCGCAAAAUCAUGACAUAUCUCUAUCUAUUUAGUAUCUAGACUACGAUUCUUAGUAGCUAGAUAUUCGUUAUUAAAGUAGGAUGAUUUAUCUUUUGUAAAGACUUUAGUUUUCAAUCUCUGCGUGUGGAUGUAGCAGUACCCACAAUAUAUUAUUACAACAUUAAUAGAUAGACAGAAAGAUGCGCAAAGCUCGUAAGAUUCCUUCCCCUCUUCUAUAUUCUCAUCACCCGUAUUACCUAUCGCGCUGAAAGCAAUCUUACGCAAAACCAUUAGUUGAAAUGA
This is a messenger RNA of Dothidotthia symphoricarpi CBS 119687, 1982 nucleotides long. RefSeq lists its product as uncharacterized. The transcript has a single exon. Gene Ontology annotation, molecular function: ubiquitin conjugating enzyme binding; ubiquitin protein ligase activity; zinc ion binding. Gene Ontology annotation, cellular component: ubiquitin ligase complex; cytoplasm. The record is from RefSeq and is a predicted model, not a curated record. Gene Ontology annotation, biological process: protein polyubiquitination; positive regulation of proteasomal ubiquitin-dependent protein catabolic process; ubiquitin-dependent protein catabolic process. Lineage: Eukaryota; Fungi; Ascomycota; Dothideomycetes; Pleosporales; Dothidotthiaceae. Bases 439 to 1539 code for a protein of 366 amino acids.